This is a messenger RNA of Astrephomene gubernaculifera, 1184 nucleotides long. The record is from the annotation of a GenBank genome assembly. NCBI's taxonomy places the organism in Eukaryota, Viridiplantae, Chlorophyta, Chlorophyceae, Chlamydomonadales, Astrephomenaceae.
CACUGGUGCGCGUAAUUCCUGCACAUUUCUGCUAUACUUCAGUCCCUCUUGCUAUAACUAUAACUGUCAUAUAGCACAUUCCCUAGUUCCUUAUACUACAAUGGCAAAGUCAGGUAGGAGUAAUUCCCAAAAGAAGUUGCGAACGCAGCGUCGUGAACAGCUGCAGAAGCAAACGACUUGGCUUGCGACGGCAGAGGAGAAACGGCAGGCGGCGCUAGCCGCUUGCUUAGCAGCUCCUGCUCCUGAACGACCAGCGUCUGAGGCGACGGAAACAGACACUGCCAUGGAGACCGCGGACAAGCCGGUCAUACGGGUCAAGAAGCUCAAGAAGACCCUCAAGGGCGCAGUAAUGAAGAAGGGCGGCAAGAAGAAGGUUACCGUCCUUGCGGGGAAGAACCAAUUUUACAAGAAGGGCAAGAAGGGAACCCGGUGAUAGUCGCCUGGCGUCAGGAUUCUGGGCUGCCCGACGGCGUGGGUACCGGAGGAGACAACGUGUACGGCCUCACUUAGGGUUUAGCUGGGCGCAGUUUGCUUGUCGCGGUUGGCUGCUGGCUGGCGCAUGGGCUGGCGCAUGGUAACGCUUGGGAGAAGCAUAGAAAGACGCUGCAACCUCACAGACGUGCUGGCACUGGCAGUAGCUUCAGGUUGCUCGUCCGCUUGCUGGCUGCGUUCUUGGCCAUUGGCGCGACGGUGGACACGUGUUAGAGGUGUUAGGUAGCGACGGUGGACACGUGUUAGAGGUGUUAGGUAGUUGGGGCAUUGUGCCCCUAUCCCUUAGCAAGGGGAUUGUAUAGUAGCUGAUGUGCAUGACAUGUUUUGGGUAUGGUUGUUGAUGUUACGAUACGGAGGUGGACAGGCUGGGAACGGCAGGGGAACCAAAUUGUGAUCCUUGUGAUUGGAUGGUUUUUGGAGAACUGAGGGAGCUGCUGUGGGUAGACUCGUAAUGUAGAACUAGUGACGCCAUGUGGAGGCAAUGAACAUCCUUCUGCGACACCGUAGGUUUCGUUACACCUGUUACCUUUAUAGGUAUGCCUAAUGGACGUGAUAGUACUCAUCCCCCUUACGCUGGGGCACGUACGCUGGGGCACGUACGUCAGGUCACGUACGGAAAGAAACCCAGCGUUGUUACGCCCGGGACACAAGCUUUGCCUCAAUUGAAGGCUUGUAACACUUAUGCUGUCACA